GAUGUGCCUGCUCUCCCCUCUCUGCUGGCAGAGGCACAGGCUCCCUAGAAGAUGGGUGACUGGGAUUUCCUGGAGAAACUGCUGGACCAAGUCCAGGAGCACUCGACUGUGAUCGGGAAGAUCUGGCUCACCGUGCUCUUCAUCUUCCGCAUCCUCAUCCUGGGCCUGGCCGGGGAGUCCGUGUGGGGGGACGAGCAGUCGGAUUUCGUGUGUAACACCAAGCAGCCGGGCUGCACCAACGUCUGCUAUGACAAAGCCUUCCCCAUCUCCCACAUCCGCUACUGGGUGCUCCAGUUCCUCUUCGUCAGCACCCCGACCCUGAUUUACCUGGGCCACGUUAUCUAUCUGUCCCGGAGGGAGGAGAAGCUGAAGCAGCAGCAGAGUGAGCUUCGGGCUGUCCACAGCAAGGACCCGAAGAUCGAGCAGGCCCUGGCAGCCGUGGAGAAGAAGAUGUCCAAGAUCUACGUGACAGAGGACGGGCGGCUCAAGAUCCGAGGGGCGCUGAUGUGGACCUACAUCAUCAGUGUGAUCUGCAAGAGCAUCUUCGAGGCUGGUUUCCUCGUCGGCCAGUGGUACCUGUACGGCUUCUCCAUGGUGCCCCGCUACGUGUGCAAGAGGGACCCCUGCCCCCACCAGGUGGAUUGCUUCAUCUCCCGCCCCACCGAGAAGAGCAUCUUCAUCAUCUUCAUGCUGGUGAUGGGCCUGAUCUCCUUAAUCCUGAACCUCCUGGAGCUCUUCCACCUCUGCUGCAAGAACCUGCUCAGCAACAUCAAGAAGGUGUCGGGGCCGGUCGUACCGAGCCGGGAGGUCUUUGCCCAGGACAUGGUGUCAGAUCCCUACGCACCCAAGCACUACCCGUUCCUGCCCAUGGCCGAGAGCCACGUGCCCUCCUACCAGACCUACAACAAGCUCUCCAGCGAGCAGAACUGGGCCAACUUCCACAACGAGGAGAGCCUGGCGCUGGGCAGCGGCAGCAGGCCCCUGUCGGACCCCUACGCCCCCCGGGCUGCUGAAGCCUCUGCCCCGGAGGAGAAGCCGUGCAGCCGGCCCGGGAGCUCGGCCUCCAAAAAGCAGUAUGUGUAGUGCCAGGCUGGCCCUGGCUGGCAGGGGGACCUUCCCCUGUCCCACCUGCCUGCAGAGGUGCUGCCUGUGGGCAGGCAGCUGCCUCCUGCCUGGUGCUGUGCCUUAGGGACACACUCCCCUCCAGAGGAGGGAUGCUCGGGAGCUGGGCUGAGCGCAGCCUCUGCUCUCUUCUGUUUUCCCCAAUGACCCCACAAGGAAGGAAACUGCAGAAAGUUCCCCGGGACACCGUGUCCCGUGUGCCUCACUCUGGGAAAGGGAGAAAUCCCUGGAGCCACCCUGUGGAACAGGCUGUCCCUGGGGCUGUAGCAGAAGGCUGCUGGCCAUCGGGAGCUGCGGCUCGGCCGGACCC
Manacus vitellinus (golden-collared manakin) is the source of this 1432-nucleotide messenger RNA. RefSeq names its product gap junction protein alpha 4 (gene GJA4). Bases 52 to 1083 code for a protein of 343 amino acids. The record is from RefSeq and is a predicted model, not a curated record. Gene Ontology annotation, biological process: cell communication. Gene Ontology annotation, cellular component: connexin complex. The transcript has a single exon. Lineage: Eukaryota; Metazoa; Chordata; Aves; Passeriformes; Pipridae.